UCUUCGUAAGAUAUUACGAAAUGACUUAAUUCUUAAGUUUUGAAAACGCGACAUGAUUUUGCAUUACACAAGUUUAUGACCAUCAGCGGGCGAGUUGGUGAAGCAAAGUCAACUCACUGGAAACUCGGUUGAACUCGGUGUGUGUAGAAAUGGCGAAACUUGAAGCCAAGCUAGGGAUGAUCUUGGACUCGGUGGGUCAGUUCUUCUCCGGCAAGGACCAUCUUCCUUAUUGUGACUCUGACGUCGUAGCUGGAUGUGAAAGAGAGGUCUUGGAGGCAGAAAAACAAUCAUCUCAAGAGUAUAUGCAAGACUGUCUCCUGCGUUUAUCAUGGGCUCUUGUUCACUCCAAACACCCACAAGAUGUGCACCGUGGGAUAGCCAUGCUUGAAUCAUCUUUGCCUGCUACAGAGGACCCACUGCAGCAAAGGGAGAAGCUUUAUCUUCUGGCUGUUGGAUACUAUAGAAAUGCUGAUUAUUCAAGGAGUAGGGAUCUCGUCGACAGGUGCCUCGCGAUUGCACCCGACUGGAGGCAGGCAGUGACACUCAAGACAACAAUCGAGGAUAAGAUCACCAAAGAUGGUGUCAUUGGCCUAGGCAUUGCUGCAACUGCUGUAGGACUUAUAGCAGGUGGGAUUGCAGCAGCUGUGUCUAGAAAAAAGUGACAAAAUCCUUUCUAUCAAACACACAUGAUCUGAUAUGUAAGAGGCAAACAUCUAUAUUACUGUGAUUUUGCUGCAUCUUACUGCUUUUAUGAAAAGGAGGGCGUGAACAAUAAUGUGUACAAAGCGGUGGAGAUGAUGUCUAAGUACUAGAUGUCUAGAUGAGAGAUGAUGUAUUGUGUGUCUUCAUGUUUAAAAAAAAAAUAUACCCCUGUAUUUUUGUCAUUUCUAUAAUUUAUUUCCUUUUAUGUUUUUAUCUCUAUCAA
Molecule: messenger RNA, 925 nt
Organism: Glycine soja
Lineage: Eukaryota; Viridiplantae; Streptophyta; Magnoliopsida; Fabales; Fabaceae
Product: mitochondrial fission 1 protein A-like
Exons: 5
Coding region: 150-662 (170 amino acids)
Biological process (GO): autophagy of mitochondrion; mitochondrial fission; peroxisome fission
Cellular component (GO): mitochondrial outer membrane; peroxisomal membrane
Molecular function (GO): protein binding
Source: RefSeq, a predicted model, not a curated record